This is a messenger RNA of Leguminivora glycinivorella, 3328 nucleotides long. Its product is annotated as zinc finger protein 700-like. The transcript has 13 exons. Bases 279 to 2351 code for a protein of 690 amino acids. The record is from RefSeq and is a predicted model, not a curated record. Gene Ontology annotation, cellular component: nucleus. Gene Ontology annotation, molecular function: zinc ion binding; RNA polymerase II transcription regulatory region sequence-specific DNA binding; DNA-binding transcription factor activity, RNA polymerase II-specific. Lineage: Eukaryota; Metazoa; Arthropoda; Insecta; Lepidoptera; Tortricidae. Gene Ontology annotation, biological process: regulation of transcription by RNA polymerase II.
ACUUGGCGUCUUGUGUAAAAUUAGACAUUCUUCCGUUCUGUUAUUUCUGCUGAUAAUAAGACAUAAUCCGUAUUUGUAGCUUUAUUUAUCUCCAGGAAACAUUACGCGGUAAUAAUGUAACAAAUUUUCUGCAUCGUAAGGAACUCUACUAUAUUAUUUCAAUUCACAAUCAUGUUUUGUCUUGAGAGAGUUCUAAUAUUUUAUAACUCUAUCAUACCGCGAAGUACAAAGUAUUCGUACAUGUUUUGAUUAUUUUUGAUAAAAAUAUAGUGUUUAACAUGAUGGAAGACGUGAAAGUUUGCCGAAUAUGCCUUGCAAUGGGAGUAAAGAUGUACAACUUACAUACAUACCCAUUAUAUGGCUACUUUGAAUCAGUUAUUGGGAUCAAUCCUCUAAGCAUGAUGGAACUACCUCCAUACGGUUGUUAUGAAUGCACUGCACUGAUGAAGAAGCUUUAUCAUUUCAAGGAGAAAUGUCUGCUCGGUCAGGCCGAGCUGUACACUAUGUUGCAGGCAACUGGCAAGAUAACUGCAGAAGCCUUAAACAGCAUAGACCGCCAACAACUUAAAUUAAUCACCAACUUAACUAUCAGCCAUGAGAACAAUAUAAUAAGCUACGAACAUAACGAAGACAUUAAAGUCAAAACAGAAUCUCUAAAACCAGCUGAUGAUUUCCUAGUUGAAAUAGAUGCUAUUAAGCAAGAAGACUAUGAUGACUUUUUAAUGACUAAUAUGUCGAGUGAUGAUGAACCUCUUUCUUUACAAAAGAGUCUAAAAGUAAAAAAGAAGUCUGUAAAGAAAAAAGAAAAGAGGGGAAGGAAGAAAAAAGAAAAAGUUGAAGAGUGCAAUGGAGAGUUACAAGAUAUGGAGGAAGCAACUGACAUUCCAAUGACCCUCGAGCCGGAAGCCCCAGAGGCCACAGACCUUUCAGAAGUCCAAGACACUUCAGAAGUCCAAGACACUUCAGAGCUCCCAGAGGCCCCGAAAAAGAAGCGAGGCCGGCCGCGCCUGACCGAGGCCAAAGAAGCGAAGCCAAAGUCGCGCCGGACUCGCAAUACUGGGGGAGUCGGGGUCGAUGAUAUAGACUUGGAAGAGUAUGUCACUGUUGUCAAGUUGACUCCGGAAGAGCAACUGGCUGAGAUAACCAAACGCCAGCAGUCUUCGAACUACCUGAAUGCUCCGUUCCAGUGCAAUCUGUGCUAUAAAGGCUUUAUAGACGCACUGGCUUGGAAACACCAUGUUGGAAAGCAUGAUCCGAGCGCUGGCGAAGUGGAGUGCAACAUCUGCAAGUUCCGUUUCCGGUCCCGUCGAGCCCUGCAGAAGCACGCCGCUAACCACGAGAAGAAAUACGCCUGUAGAUCCUGCCCUUACGUCUCUAAAACAACAACUCAAGCGAAGCAACACCAGCGGUGGCAUAAAGGCGUCACCUACAAGUGCCAGUACUGCGACGAAAUAUCGACUAAAUGGACAUCAUACCUAAGCCACGUGCGAAUCAAGCACCCUUCAGAAUUCAUAUGCGGUGUCUGUGGAUACUCUUACGUCAGCAAACUGGGACUCGCCAUGCACAAGACUAUGAUGCAUAAGGACUAUGUUGAAAAGACUGAACCAGAUACAGAAAAAGAACCAGGUCCAUACUGCCAGGAGUGCGACGUUCAAUUCGUGACAGAAGAAGCGUGGAAGAGACACAUGGUCACCUCCGCUAAACACGCGCCUUCUAACGAUUUCAAGAACGGGUGCCGAGCGUGCGGCAGCGUUUUCGCGACGGGCGAAGAACUCCGUCUGCAUCAUCGCGCCGCGCACGCAAGACGCCGGCCUAAGAACUAUGGGAAGAAGAGAGAACAGGCCUGGCCUGCACCCUGCGAACAUUGUUCAGAAGAAAUCCCCAACGCACGGGAGUACUGGACGCACUUCCGUCGCGCGCACCCUGACAAGCCGUACCCCAUACAGAAGAAUUACAUCUGCGAUAUUUGCGGCAAAAGCUUUAGGGGUAAUGCCUUUCUCGUCUACCACAAGCGCACGCACUUCGAAGAGCGCGCCUACAAAUGCGCCGUCUGCCCCAAAGCGUUCCACAACCGGACCAACCUACAGAUGCAUGAAAAAACACAUUCGGACGCUCGGCCUUACCCUUGUUCCGUGUGUUUCAAGGCUUUCAAGUGUAAAGGAGCUCUGGAUAGGCAUUUUAGGAGUCACACCGGUGUCAAGCCAUAUGAGUGUGAAGUUUGCGGCAAGGCGUUCGGACAAUCCAACAGUCGCAAACUUCACGUCCGUACCGUCCAUCUACGGCAACCAGCGCCCUACGUCAGCCGCGCGAGGAAACGCCGCCCGCUGCUCGACGCGCCUGUGCUCACGUGAAACCCAUUCUAGUGUGAAGAAUGCCGCAAGGCGUUCGGACAGUCCAACAGUGUCAUUAGUGUGAAGUUUGCGGCAAGGCGUUCGGACAGACCAACAGUAUCACUAGUGUGAAGUUUGCGACAAGGCGUUCGGACAGUCCAACAGUGCCACUAGUGUGAAGUAUGCCGCAAGGCGGAGAGUCCAACAGUCGCAAACUUCACGUCCGUACCGUGCAUCUACGACAACCAGCGCCCUACGUCAGUCGCGCGAGGAAACUCCGCCCGCUGCUCGACGCGCCUGUGCUAACGUGAAACCCAUACUAGUGUGAAGAAUGCUGGAGUUGACCAACAGUCUGAAAUUCGACGUGUGAACCUUGUAUUUGAACGUCAGUACCUACGUCAGUCGUGCGAGGAAAGCCAUUCGCUACUUGACGCACUUGUGCUGACGUCAAAAUCAAACCCAAGGAAAACCGUAUGGUUUUUUUAUACCACUUCGGUGGCAAACAGGUAUACGGCCCGCCUGAUGGAAAGAGGUCACCGUAACCUAUGGACGCCUGCAACUCAAGGGGUGUUACAUGCGCGUUGCCGACCCAUUAGAAACGAAACAUUUACGACGAAAGGCGUUGCCCUGCGAAAAUGUGGACAAAAUCGCGAACAAAACUAUUCAAAAAUCUAGUAUGUACGUACAUACUAAUGAAAAAUCGGUCUGCUUGAAAAUCAAGUUUAAUUUUAGAGGAUAUAUAAACCUUGUGGCAUUAUAGAUGUUGGGACCAUUUUGAAAUCUGAAUGAUCUCUGAAUUUUAUCUUAUGUGAUUUGUAAUAAUACUAUUUGUGCAAUAUGUACCUCGUGUGAGAGCAAAAUCAUGGUUUAAUAAGUUAUUAUUUACGCAACUAUGGGAACAAAUCAAAUUAUUUUAACAAAUAUUUUGAUUUGAGUUUUUUAUGUAGUUACACUACUAUAUAUAAAUUAAAAAUCGAAAUAAGAUGUCAUAUAUUAAA